This is a messenger RNA of Symbiodinium necroappetens, 5919 nucleotides long. The record is from the annotation of a GenBank genome assembly. NCBI's taxonomy places the organism in Eukaryota, Dinophyceae, Suessiales, Symbiodiniaceae.
AUGGGCUUGGCUUCUGGAAUCCGUGAUCCGAUGCUGCAGAAACUUGCUAAGUGUGCCCGAGCCAAAGAUGAAGCCAAUGUGUGCCGCAACCUACACCGCCUGCUAACACACAAGGAGUUUACGCUGCAAGUUCAGAUCAGCUUUACCAACAUUGACAUCAAGCACGCCACUAAGCGCAGGGAUUUGAACAAGGGGGUGCUGUCCCAUCUUGGUGUGGAGAGACUUAACCAGAGUGGGCAUUCAUUCUGCUCCAGACUCCUUUACACGGUGCUGCCUGCUAGAUGCUACCGGGGGGACACUACGAUCUUCCAGCUCUUGGAGGAUUUAUCCCAGGACUGCUUGUCUCUUCUACGUGAUGGGAUCGAGGUUGUGAGUGGUGGUCAGACCAUCAAGUUCCACUGUGACAACAACAUCUACUACUUGGGACCCACUUCUACACAGCCGACGUCGGGGUCUAGUGGUUCUUCCUCAGCUGCGUCUACAGUGUUGUUGUCAGAGCAGAGCAACAAUGGGGAGAUAAGGGAGUUGGCGGAGCAGUUCCUCGCGAAGAUCAAGAGGCUCGCACCUUUGCAGGCGGUCACGGAUAACGCCGUGGUGGAUCUGGAGCUUUUGCUAAGCUCCCAAGGCCUUGGGGAGAGCCAUGGCAUGGCUCUGUUGGACAGCGGGGCAUCACAUGCCUAUCGGGCCCCCAAAACGCUUGAGGAGACCAAGGAGGCGAAGCAGGUCAAGGUGCAGCUCGCGGAUGGACGCCAUGUAUUCCUUCGGCAAACCAAGGGAGGCACAUUGCUGGCGGAGGACGACAGUGGUGGGACAAUCCUUCCUUUGGGAAGCCUGGUGAGCUCUUUGGGAUGCAAGCUGGACUGGAGCAAACGAAAGGGCCUCCGCAUAACGCACCCCGAGCACGGAUUGUUGCCAACAAAGCUGGUGGGCAACACCCCGGUCCUCCGCGAGGCCGAAGCGCUCCAGCUGAUAGCGGACCUGGAGCAGCUGGAGCUCGACAAGCUGGAGAAGAACAACACGGACGGGGUUCUCAAGAUGAUGUCAACCGAGGAUCCUCAACUUACAUGGCUGGAUCACCUGGAGGAGUUUGUGCAAAGGGGCGAACGGGCCAGCUUGAGGAGGAUGCUUCUGGACGAGGAGUCCCCUGUGGAUGCAGUGGCCGAAGCGGAGGUUGUGGGCCUGAUCGGUGUCGAUGAUCGCAUUUUGUUGUCCGAUGAGGCGGGUGCCCACUACUUGAAGUCCCUCCCCAUCAACAGGGCUAUGAGAAAGCGGUUACUGAAGACCAGAUGGGUGGUUCAUUUGUACAAUGGGGAUGAAAAGGGGGAAGAGUUUGCCAGAGCCGAGUCGGAGGAUGUGACGGUGAUCCGAAUGGACGUGCGAGACUCCAAAGCCUAUGACCUCAGGACAUAUGGACCAGCUGCGAGACUGCUUCUGUGGGCAGCGGCCAGGGGCCAGAUUGAGGGUAUCAUCGGGGCGCCCCCCAGAGGUGCCGAACAUGGCCCGGCGCUGUUCAAGAGAAUGUUGUUGGUUUGGCUGGUGGCGAACUCCGGUGCGGUUCUCAACUCCCUGUGCGCACCUUUCUUCUGUAUGGAAGCUCCCACUUGGCAUCCUCUGUGGACGAGCUCGGCAUGGAUCAAGUUCAAGGACGAGAUGCGGUUCCUCAAGUACCACUCAGUUGGAACACCAGGCAACAUGUACUUCAUGGCGUCCUCAUUGGGUUUGUCGGAUGGGAUGGACAUUGAGGAAGCAGCCAUCAUGAGCCUGAACUAUGAAACCCCAGCUCCUUCUUGGCCGGUACCUUUGAAACUUGGUAUUGCCCAGGCCAUACUCAACUGGCGCCGCAGCGAUCUACGAAGGCAUGAGGCGACCUUGUGCAAAAUUGUGGGCCCCCGGGAACUCAAUGCAAAGGACCUUGCUUAUUGGGAAACCCACGUGCGCAACAACCACGUCCCCUACGAUCGUCGUUGCCAGACCUGUGUCCGGGGAAGUGCAACAGGAAGGGCGCAUCGACGGUGUUUGACCCCGAGCGCCUACACGUUGUCCUUGGAUAUUUGCGGCCCUAUGAGGACUCGAGGGGAAUCCCAAGAAGGCAAGAAGUUCCGGUACCUGUUGGUUGGGGCUUAUUCACAUCCAAGGUUGGAUCUGCCCAAGGACCACAAGAUGCCUGCGGUUGAAGAGGAGUACGACAUCGAGCCGGAGCUGGACCCCUUUGAGGAGGAGGACAAGACCGAUGAGCCACCUGAGGAGGAGGAUGAAGAGCAGAAGGCCCUCAAUGAGAGGUUCAAACGGAUCUACAAGGACAUCGGUGACGACAUUGAGUGCCAGACGCUCAACUUUGCGGUCCCGAUGACAUCCCGCACAUCCAAGGAGGUGCGGGCGAAGAUCCAGCACAUCUAUCUUCAACUCCGCCAGCAUGGGCUACCUCUUGUGCGGAUACACUCCGACCGCGGCCUGGAGCUCAAGGCCAAGGAGACCCGAAGCUGGAUGGCAGACAGGGACAUCUUGGCGACCACUGGGGAGAGCCAGCAGCCGCAGCAAAACGGACGAGCUGAGGCUUUGGUCCGGGAGAUUAAGCGCAGAGUGAAGGUCCUACUCAGGACCUCGGGCCUCCCAGCCACGUGUUGGCCGGUGGCAGCUGAGUUUGCAGCAAGGCGACAAAGGGAUUUGGCCCUAGGGAACUAUGAGGACAAGGACCUCGCCUUUGGAGCCCCGACGCACGUGAAGUACAAGCGUUUCGGUGAGGGCGGGCGAUAUGACCUACUGGAGCGGUGGAAGGAGGGCUUGUUUGUGGGCUACUCCAAUGAUGUGAAGAGCGGCCGUGUGGUACGUCAUGGAGAUGGUUCCUACACGACUUCAGUCCACAUCAGACCUUACUUGGUGGAUUCGGACGAUCUGGUGCAGCUUGGACCUCAUGAGGUUGAACUUCCACUACCGGAACGGAGGACUAGGGGAAAAACCACUUUGGCUAAGGCCCUCGUGGACGCCAACAACGACAUCGACAACCUCGCGAAAUCGUUCCUCGACAACAACCAGUUCAAGCCCGAGCAUGUUGUUGAGUUGUGGAAACACCUCAAGGCCAAGGCCAGACCGACCUCAAGGACCACCCAAGGAGAAGGCCUUCAAUGGUUGAUUGGCCAGUACACCUACGGAAGCCAAUGUGGGAUUGUGAACGAUACGUACCUCCACCCCGCAGCAACCUCCUACUUGGUGCGAGCCUUCAAGGAGAUGACUGGGAGGGACGACUUCACAGCCUUGCUCCUCACCGAGAAUGUAGGCAUGAAGUGCCACCGUGAUGUUCACAACAAUGGGGCCCGAAGCAACUGGCUACUUCCUCUACAACAAUGCAAUGAAGGCGGAGGUGUAUGGAUUGAGUCUUCCCCCGAUACCUACAGCUACGAUGACGAGUGGCGGGAAUUGCCCAAGGGGGGAUGGAGAAGAGGCCGUGUUCAUGAGCUACAACCUGGCGUUCCUUUGGAGAUCAACCCCAAGCGCUACCACGCCACAGAACCCUGGACGGGAACGAGAUUGGUUAUCACGGCCUACACUCCAAGAACUACAAGCAUGAAACCCGACGCCUACGAGACCCUCUGCGAGUUUGGCUUCAAUCCACCUCCUCUACCACCUCGCGUACCUGAUCAACUACAACAGUCAGUGCUGAAGAUGUUGACUAUGACUGAGGCCAAGGAUGAACCUGAGGCGGUGAUGUUUCUGGUCAACGAGGUCGAGGAGGAGAAGCGCGAAAGGGCAAGGGAUGUCAGUAGGGAACUCCGGCAACUACAAGAUGAUGUGUUGAAUCGUCUCAAGGAGAGGCGUGAGUGGCUGCGUGAGUUCCUGGCUGAGGAGGAGAUCCUUGCUGAAGAGCUGAAUAUUGUGGGCGAGGCCAUCAACGAGGAGAUUGAGGGUGUCAACGGUGCAGUUCGCGACCUGAUUAAGGAUGUGGAGGAGCAGAUUCAGAAGACCGAGGACAAGUGCCACAACUUGUACCUGAAGGUGGCCAAUGUCAACGAUGACAAGGAGAUUGGGGACAUCGAGGAGUAUUUGUCCAAUCUCAAGAAGGACCUGGAUGUCAUGCUGGAUGUUCCGCUCGACCAAGUCAGGCGCAACCUGGACAAAUGGGUCGAUCCCUUGAGGAAGGAACUCGCGAACCUCGAGGAGAAGACGGAUGCGAUUGAGCGACGACCCAUAGCAGAAGCCAGGGCACUGGAGCGUGAGGGGAAACUCAUCCUGAUCCCGGGGAAGGUCGUGUGCACAGUCAAGCCACCACCCCCACCAGAUACAACGGCCCCCAAGGAGCAGCAGCCACGCUGGAAGCGCAAGGCCAGGGUGGUGAUAUGUGGCAACUAUGCUGGACAAUGGCACGAUCCUAACGACCUCUUUGCGGCCGGAGCAAGUGCCGAAGGACUGCGGCUAGCUCUCGCCCUUGCAGCGCUAUGGCCAACGAAUCGGCCAACCUACGGAGUGCUGCCCCCAAAGGUUCUCCUGCAAGCGGGUUUGGUGGAACCGGAGGUGGUAUUCAUCGUGAAGCGAGCGCUCUACGGAUUGCGGGAAAGUCCCGCACUAUGGGCAGCUCACAGGACCGAAGUCCUCAAGGAGCUGGUGGUGGAAAACGGAGAUGGGCGGAUCUUCCUGAAGCAAAUGAUGACGGACAGUGAGCUGUGGAUGAUCCUGGAGGAGCCUAAGGCGGGUGGCCAACCAACCCUGAAGGGCAUCCUUGUGACUUAUGUGGAUGAUAUCCUCUACCUGGCCGACAACCCGGUGAUCAACCUCCUGCAUGGAAGGAUUGGGGCAAUCUGGCCCUGUUCUCCCUUGGAGUAUGCGACGGAUGGCCUGAGGUAUUUGGGAAUGGAGCUCAAGCAAGAGGAAGGGUUCUUUACCCUCUCCCAAGAGGCUUACAUUGCCAACUUGGUUCGUCUGCAUGGUUUGGAUGUCGAUGUCAGCGCGGGACUUCCUUGUCCCAAGGAGUGGAUUCAGGAGGACGAUGCGGAGGCAGAGGAGGAGAACUACAGUUCGUCGGAGCUGAUGAUGGCCCAGAAGGUGACUGGAGAGUGCCUUUGGAUGGCCUAUCGUACCCGUCCUGAUAUCCUCUACGCUACGAACUAUAUGGCCGCAAUGACCACCAAACGACCGGUCAAGGUGUACCAGAUCGGCCUUAAGGUGAUGUCCUACCUGAAUGCCACUGCGGGCUUGAAGUUGAAGGCGGAAUUACUCGAGGGAUCCAACUGCGCUCUGUUGGUACAGUCGACGGAAGCUAUGUUGAGAGAAAUUCUACCUGCUACCAGCACCCCCACGUUGUACAUUGACAACCAGGCUGCGAGCAACUUACUCAAUGGUUCCUCUGGGAGCUGGAGGACAAGACACCUACGGAUCCGCCAUGCCUACGUGAUGGAUCGCGUCAAGAGUGGAGAGCUCUACGUCCAGCACCUGGCUGGAGAAGACCAACCUGCAGAUCUACCGACGAAACUGCAUUCCAAGGCGAGGCUGCUACACCUACUCGGGACCUGGGGGAUGAUAGGCCUGGCCGGGUUGAACGAGAAGAAGGGGUUGCAGUGCUUGAAGUUGGGAUGUGUGUUCCUGCUAUUGUUGGCGGUUCAGUCUUUGGCGGUGUCGGCUGCCAAAGAGCCUCUUCCAACGGUUGGAACCAUGGAGCUAUUCGUGCUGCUGAUUCUCACGUGUAUUUCUGCAGUGGCUCUGUGGGAAGCAGGAAAGGCUUUGGGCACUUGGGCCUAUCUGAGGCUCUUUGGGUCGAAGCGCGAAAGAAAAAUCCGCAAGCUGAAGGAGCUCGCAAGGAUCGCAGCCGAGGCUGAGAUCGAGAGGCACGAAGGCUUGGAACCCAGCUCGGAGACGAGCCGCCACCAAGACCCAGCUUUUGUGGGUCAAUUUGGCAACGAGACCAGCCGUCUCCGAAUGGCUAGCUCGCUG